AUGAAAACAAUGGCAGCAAGAAAAAGGUGUAAACUUUCCAGAACAGGCUCAGAUUUUGAAAAUGCGAUAAAGAGGUUAUUGUGUGCCCGAACUUUUCACACAAGAAUUGGAGGCGAUUUAACACGAGGAAUAAUAAACAGAGGAAGGCCGGCUAAUGCGGAGCAGAUGGGCCUGCCGGGCAGCGCUAAGCAUUUCAACAUCUUCCCUUUGGACCUUUGGACUCAAGAUGACUGAGAAAUGCUGCUAGUUUUCUUAGCUAAAAAUAAAGGGAAUGCCUUUGGGAAAACCGUAAAUAUGGCUGGCUUGAUUUCUAGGAUG
This is a messenger RNA of Marmota flaviventris (yellow-bellied marmot), 318 nucleotides long. The record is from RefSeq and is a predicted model, not a curated record. NCBI's taxonomy places the organism in Eukaryota, Metazoa, Chordata, Mammalia, Rodentia, Sciuridae.